Messenger RNA from Kwoniella shivajii, 2277 nucleotides. RefSeq lists its product as uncharacterized. The record is from RefSeq and is a predicted model, not a curated record. Lineage: Eukaryota; Fungi; Basidiomycota; Tremellomycetes; Tremellales; Cryptococcaceae. The transcript is spliced from 11 exons. Gene Ontology annotation, molecular function: protein binding. Gene Ontology annotation, biological process: signal transduction. The coding region runs from base 1 to 2277 and encodes 758 amino acids.
AUGUCAGUAACGUCUCCCAUAUCUGCUAGUCCAGGACUGUCACUACUAGAAUGGGAUGAAGCUGCCGUUCAGUCCUACUUGUCUGAUCUAGGUUUAGACAAAUAUGAAGAUGUGAUAUAUGAACACGGAAUAACAGGGGAUGUACUCUCAGUGAUGGAUCAUUCUGCUUUACAAGAUUUAGGUAUGAACAGUUUAGGUCAUAGGUUGAAUUUGUUAAGAGCUGUCUGGGAAUUGAAGAAGGAUCAAGGGAUUGAAUUUGGUGAAGAUGAUUGGAAGCCUCAAGAGGCCGAAGAAGCUGAGAAAGUGAUGCAGAGCAGUGUUGAGAGAUUGUUGGAUCUAAUAAUGGAACAACACGAACGCCUGAUACAUCUAGAAAAGGAACAAGGAAGAAUGUUAUUUGCUUUAGAGGAAAAUGGGAUACCGAUACCCAUCCCAAUUCCAAUACCGCCAAAUCCAGCAGAUGGAGAAAUUCGCGGUAUACCUGGUAUGGAUGGUAAAGGAAAUCUAGGUAGAAUAGGUAGUCUGAGGGGGAGAGAAGUCAAAGAAAGGACUAUUGACAACGAGGAAAAUGGAGCUGGUCCCAGCCGAACGCGACGUGCAUCGGCAACAUUCCCACCUUCCCUCGCUUCAUCCACAAAUACCAAUACCAAUACAAAUACAAAUGCGCCGGUCGCUCCUAAUACUUCUGAUACCCCUACCUUCCAGGAUAGCUUCACUCCAACGACUGUAACAUCUUCGUAUCCUUUCGAUUCGCCAUUAGCCCAGAUUAGAGGAGAAGAGAAGGACAGAGACAAAUCGCACAAUGGAAAUAGACCACAACCAAUACAACCACCACCAAUGGCUAGAAUGAUAUCUGGUCCAAUAUCAAGUUCAAGUUUAACUUCACCGCCUCCUUACCCAUCACAUUCACAAUCACAAUCACUUAUACCGCCUAAGUCACUCGGUCAACCCAUUUCGUCAUCAGGAACAAGUCCGACACCUACACCUAUACCAUCAGGAUCUGGUUCAACUUCAGCACCAUCAGAUAAAGCGAAAUCACAAGCUAAUGCAGAAGCUAGAAGUGCAGCUAAAUCAUUCAGAGUUACCUUGGAAGACCCUUGUUGGAAAGUUCUUCCUGCUGCUCUAAAGAAGUAUAAGAUCAACGAUGAUUGGAAGUUGUACGCAUUAUUCAUAUGUUUCGAUAAUACCGAACGAUGUUUGAGCUAUGACGAGAAACCAUUAUUACAAUUUCAGAAACUGAAGGAAACUGGUCACAGACCUGUAUUCAUGCUUCGCCAUAUAAAAGAUAUACGGUCACCUAUAGCAGUUGCUCAACAGAAACAAGCUCAAAAACUUGGUCUUCCAGCUAAUUCCACGGUUAACCUCUUGCCUAAAAUCAAACCGUCUUCAGAUACGUCAAUCUCACCUACGAAAGCAACCUCCUUACAACCGGGAGCGAACAGAGGAGAUGACGGGAAUACUCCAAACGGAGGAGCUUUCCCAGAAUUACCUAGUCCAGGAUUGAAAGAUGGUGAAGGUGCAUCAAAUUCAACGUCCACCCGACAUCCGGCCGCAAGUGGACAAAACAACUUAGCUCCUGGGCAAUCGACCGGUACGAUGAUCGACAAGGAUGGAAACGUCAUUAAUGUAGCUUAUGCAGUCGCUAUAUAUCCGUAUAUCGCUGAUAGACAAGACGAGUUCAACGUUGCUGUUGGUUCCACGUAUGUUAUCUUGUCAAAAGCGAAAGGGUGGUACAUAGUACAAAAGGACCCAGAUGGUUUAGGUAAAUCGACAGAUAAUACUCAAGGAUGGGUACCAGCUGGAUGCCUUCUCGAGCUAUCUCAGCCUAUAUCCUUAGUGAAUCCCUCCGUAUCAGGUGAAAUAGCCAUUUAUCCUGGAUUGUCACCACUCCCACCAACAGCUAUUAUCUCAUCAAGUUACGCUGGUAACGUUCUGAUGGAUUAUGAGGCGAAAGGUGAUGCCGAAUUGAGUCUGAAGGAGGGUGACAGAGUUAGAGUGUACAAGAAGUAUUGCCACUGCAUAAAAUCAGAAACAGGUGAGAGGGGUUGGGUACCAGCAUGGUUUGUAGGUAAAGCAACCAUUGAACCAAAUCAAAACCCGAAUCAAAACCCGACGUCCUCUUCAGCUACCACACCUACACCAAAUAAUGGGAAUCAGGAUCACAGAGUCGCGGCUGGAGACGCAGAAGAACGAUUGAAAGAUGAUAUAACGCCCACGCCAACCCCGUCAACUGUAACGACUGAGCAUCAUCAUCCUGUAGAAGGCUACAAAAUAUAA